AUGGACACAGAGGUCACAGUGAAAGUGGAGGAACAGUCGGAGUUGCUAGCAUGUCGGAUUUGUCUGGCUUGGGACGUGAAAUUGUAUCACAUUCGCGAGUCCAGCUUAGAUCAAAUGUUCUCGGAAAUCAUGGGAACUUCGCUGUCAGCAUGGGAUGGGCUGCCACAGCACCUGUGCGCGUGGUGCCGCGCGCAGCUCGCGCGGACGCAGGCGCUGCGCGCGCGCUGCCGCCGCGCCGACGCGCUGCUUAAGCAGGCACUCCUGCACCAACACUUUAUAACAAACGAUUUUAUCCAAACAAUCAACCGCUCAACGCACGGCCUCACACACACACUCUCAACCCAAAUGUUUAACGAAGACGCCACUUUUUAUUGUAACUACGACACACAGGCGGAUUUAUACAACUCAUGUUUCGUAAAUAAGAAUAGACAUAUUAAUGCCGUUGUCGAAAAUGAUGACAUGAAUAAUCAUGUCAAAAAUGAUGAUUUACAAAAUGAUUCCAGUUCAGAGCUAGAUGUAGACAAGUUAGAAGUUGAGCAUGGUAUCAAUGUUAAAUUAAAAAAUAAUAUCAGUAACAUAGAUGAAAAUAUAAAUUUACCUGAAGAAGAAACAGUUGAACUUUUAGAUCCGCAGCUAAAAAAGGUAAAAUCAAAGAAAAAAAGACUAUCUACAAAAAGACAUGAGAAGAAAAGUAAACAUACAAACAAAAUAGAACAAGCAGAAAUACUUGAAAAAAGUUCAAAUAAAGAAAUAGACACAAAUAGAAAAAGACCGACUAGACGAAAAAUUAAAGAGCAACAAACAGACAAAGUGGGAAAAAGGAAAGAGCGCUCAAAGCAAUUUUGUACUGACGAAGAUUUCAAAGAAUUUGAGAAGAAAUACGAUUUCCAAGUGCAGUGUUUGACUGAAGAAGAAAUGGAGAAGGAGAUGCUAAAGAGAAAAGAAUCUGACAAGUAUCUUAAGGGGGAGUACAAGUGUGAGCUGUGUUAUAAAGGGUUCCUGACGUCUGUCACUUACGAGAACCACAUGAAGACACAUGAUCGGGCGCGCGGCGAUCACGCGUGCCGGCUUUGCCACGUGCGUUACCAGUUCCCAGUGAAGCUGCGACAACAUGUACAGAAUACCCACCGGCUGAAGUUCCGAUGCGCGCAGUGCAACGAACUAGUGCGCGGCAAGGCGUGCGCCGUGCUACACGCGGCGUACCACGCGGGUACCACGUUCCAGUGCGCGCAUUGCGAAAAACAGUUCCUAAAGAAGACGUCGCGCACCUCGCACAUGCGUAUGGCGCAUCCCGCGGAAAACGCGGCCGGCGGCACCUGCGAGGUGUGUGGAGAGACCUUUACCAGCCGCACGGGGCUCAAGGCACACAAGACGCGAAGCCACAAGAAGGUUAAUUUGCCAGAAUUAAGAUGCCGGAAGUGCAGGACACAGUUCGACAAUAUGGACGCUCUGAAGAAACAUAAAGACACGUACGCGAUCAACAAGUGUGAUUCCAGUUUAAGCGCGUGCUCGCAGUGCGGGGAGAGCUGCGCGAGCGCCGACGCUCUGAUCCUGCAUGCGCACGCGCAGCACGGCGUGCAACUCUACACCUGCGACACUUGCACGAAGUCCUUCACAUCGAAGCCGUCCCUCGCGACGCACAUCGACCGCGUGCACCGGCUGCUGAGGCCGGCGAAGGCCGACUACAGCGACGGAGGCCGCCGCUCGCAGCCCGACUGGCUGCACUGGGCCUCCGUGUGCGAGCACUGCGGGAAGCGACUAUCCUGCCUGGCCACGCUGAAGAUACACAUGAACAAACACACGGGGGAUAGGCCGUACAAGUGCACGCUGUGCCCCAAGGCGUACAUGACGCCCUACGGACUUAACAACCACCAGGCGUUCCACACGGGAGUGAGGAAGUGGCAGUGCCCGGAGUGUCCCGCCACCUUCAUGCACCAGUCCUCCGUAUACCAGCAUAGGAAGAUACACACAGGGGAGCGCUCCCACCAGUGCACGAUCUGCGAGAAAUACUUCACGCAGUCUGGUUCACUGUACACGCACGUCAAAUACGUACACAUGAAGGAAACACCGCCGCCGCGCAAGCGCAGCAAGAAACCUGUACAACAGUAG
Molecule: messenger RNA, 2109 nt
Organism: Cydia amplana
Lineage: Eukaryota; Metazoa; Arthropoda; Insecta; Lepidoptera; Tortricidae
Product: zinc finger protein 479-like
Exons: 12
Coding region: 1-2109 (702 amino acids)
Biological process (GO): regulation of transcription by RNA polymerase II
Cellular component (GO): nucleus
Molecular function (GO): DNA-binding transcription factor activity, RNA polymerase II-specific; zinc ion binding; RNA polymerase II transcription regulatory region sequence-specific DNA binding
Source: RefSeq, a predicted model, not a curated record